Messenger RNA from Arabidopsis lyrata subsp. lyrata, 1262 nucleotides. RefSeq lists its product as uncharacterized. Lineage: Eukaryota; Viridiplantae; Streptophyta; Magnoliopsida; Brassicales; Brassicaceae. The record is from RefSeq and is a predicted model, not a curated record. The transcript is spliced from 4 exons. The coding region runs from base 173 to 1120 and encodes 315 amino acids.
GAGGAUAAAACGACAACGUCUUCUACGAAAGUCAGCUGUUUUCUACAAUCUGCCACGUUACACUUCCCUAGUAGAACUCCAUGCACAAGGCCACGUAAACCGCUCUCUCUCUCUCUCUCUGAGUCUUUCCCAGAUCUCUCAGUCUCUCUCUAGACACAUAAUCUUCAAUCAAAUGGUGAAACUCGCGACGGCGCGUGAGAUUAGAACGUACGGCCCUCGGCUAGGGAGGAGCAGAGCCGAGUACAUCAACGCAGGUCUAUACUUGUUUGCAACCGUAGCGCUCAUCGGCGGUUUCACGGCGACAGGAUUCUCAUGGGAACCAAGAUCCGGCCUCGUCCUUAUUCUCCUAGCUCUCGUUCUUAUAACUGCCGUGAAUGUUCAUGAUCUCGUGGCUCAUCUAGCCGGAAUCGAUUACCGGUUAAGGUUAAUGGAGUAUGAUUUGCAACUGGGGCUUGUGGAAUUUGCAGUCCCUCUGGUUCAGAUAGCGGGUUCGGUAGUUUUUUUCUUGGGAAUCUUUUUCGUCUUCCAUCAGGCUGAGACAAAACGUGGAUACAGUGGAAGAGAGCAUCAUGCAUUAAACUUGCUUAUUGCGGGUCCGUUGCUUUGGGUGAUAGGAUCGAUUCACAACUCAUGCCAAAUCUACCAGAGAGCAGACAGUCAUGUCCAAAUUCUACAGCAGUGUGUUCACAUUCCUUUCUUGGUUGGAUCUCUUCUAUUCUUGGUUUCGGCAGUUCUCAAUAGCCUCGACCAAUCCGGGUCAUCUCACAGUGGCUUGAAGCUUCUUGGGGAAAGAUGGGUUUGGCUUGGGAUUGCCGGGGCUAUAUGUUUGUUUGUGGGAGGAUUGAUGAACGUUGUUAAGGUUUUUAACUUCGUUCAGAUCACUGGGCUACGCCUCGAGAAACUACGGGGCGGAGCUCAAGACCGGCUUCUUGAAGGGAGAGAAGGAUAUCUCCCUCUUGUUGCUGAAGAAGAAAGAAUAAGGAAAAUGGAAGCUGACGAAGCUUCUAGUAGAACCAAACCCCGUGCCCACUUAACCUCCAAAGCUGGAGCGGGAGCUACAGAGACCGUGGUAGUAUCAUCUCCGACACCAUACAAGGAUGUUCUCGUUGGACAGAGCUGAGGAAGAUUAUUCUUGUUUAGAUGUUGUUUUGUACUCUAUAUUCGUUUUUAUCUACGAAGACAACAGAUUUUGCCGUUCACCACAAGCUAUGAUUCGUUUCCUUGUUGAUCAGCCUUUAUGAAUAUUGAAAUAUGUUACAAUA